UGACGUGUGCUGUUGGACAAUUUUUUUUUCAUUCUUUUCACUCACUCCGCCCGUGGGCGUUGCACUCUGGCAUUCUCCUUUUUUUCGUGAUGUAGUAGUAUUAACGUAUUUUGUACAUUAUCUCUCAUUAUGAUUGCUCAUAAGGGAUAGUUGUCUGUUACUCUGAAAAUGUUUGAUCCGUAGGGCUGUAUCAUGGAGACCUAAGGCGUGGAUACAGACUAAGACCCCAGAUUUCCUUUCAGUCACAGUCAAGGAUGUGUCCUUAUCCGAAUUGCCUGGACUGCUCCAUGUGCUACUAACUAUUGUAGUAUAUCUUGUCCUGCCCUAAAUUUCUACAUCAGCAGUUAAACCACUAUUCAUCUCAGGGAUACCAUCUGCUUUUGUCUUGCACGUUUGAAUCAUGGAGAGCUCUUCAGUUGCUUCAGCCUCAUCAGAAGCAGGAAGUACUCGUUCCCAGGAAAUUGAAGAACUGGAGAGGUUCAUCGACAGCUAUGUUCUGGAAUAUCAAGUGCAAGGAAUACUAGAAGACAAACCAGAUGGUGAUGGUGAUGGGGAUGAUGACAAAGUUCCUUGCAGUGUGUCUCCAUGGACAGAAGAGUAUACUGACCAGUUGGAUGGAAGUUGUCCAUCAAAAGGAAGGAGAUCACCUAAAGAGUACCUUCAGAAUGGGACUAGAGAAGAUCCAAUCUGUGAUGUACUAGGUACUGAUAUCUGGACAACUGGAACCAAUGAUUCCAUGAGUGGUGCCACAUGGGACCUACAACCUGAAAAAUUGCGUUUCACAUCAUUCUACAGAAGGCCUUACCGCAAAUACCACUUCCCUCACAUUGACAGAGAAGGGUUGGGAAAAGGGAAGACUGACAGCAGCGGUGGCAUUUGUUUGACUGACAUGGAAAAGGCCCUUCCCACUUGGCAGGAUUACCACCAAAUGCCUCAUGAAGCAGAAAUUGCACAAACCAAAAAACUGUUCAGAAGAAGAAGAAAUGAUCGUAGGAAGCAGCAGAGGGCACAAGGAGGAAAUAAACCACAACAGCAACAGCAGCAGCAACACCAACAGCAGCCACAGUCACACCAGAAUCAAACAGAGCAUCAGCAGAACACCAGACACUGCCGGGAUCAGCGGGAUCAGCAGAGACAGUACCAGGGCAACCACGGUCCACCAUUCUCAGGGAGACAAGGUCACCAUGGUUAUAACCAAAACAGGCGAUGGCAUCAGAACCAGAGGCACACACAGAAUGACCGAGAACUGUACAGAAAUGCCAAAGAGACUGAGACUGGGAAAGAGGACAGACAAUUUUCAGAGAACGGAGCUGAGCCUCAGCGGAAUGAGGAGGUAGCCAACCAUCAGUCUCAGCAGUUGAUUCUUGAAUCUGAAACAAAGCUCAGGAACAGUGUCCUGGAUGGUGUAGGGGAUAAGGCCAAGUGUAUUCUAUUGCCAUCUUCCAAAGAUAGACUGAGACGACGACUUAAAGAAAAGUACCCGUGCAUUAUUCUUCAUCGAGAUCAGGAAGAAGUAACAGUGGAACCAGCCAAUCCCCAGAAGAGCAAUAUGGGCAAGUUGAUUGAGAUUUUGAACAGUAUGAGGAACAACAGCAGUGAUGUGGACUCCAAACUUGCAACUUUUAUGGAGGAGGCACAGAACUCUGCCAACUCAGAAGAGAUGUUAAGUGAGAUUGUGAAAACUAUUUACCAGAAAGCUGCAACAGACAGGAGCUUUGCUUCAACUGCUGCUAGACUGUGUGACAAAAUGGCUCUUUUUAUGGUGGAAGGAACAAAGUUCAGAAGUCUCCUACUGAACAUGUUGCAGAAGGAUUUCUCUAUGCGGGACAAACUGCAGCAAUCUGAUGUGGAACGGUGGUUGGGGUUCAUUACGUUUCUGUGUGAAGUGUUUGGGAUCAUGAGAAGCAGCAAAGGAGAACCAUUUAGAGUCCUUGUUGGCCCCAUUUAUACAUGCCUUAGGGAAUUGCUGAAUUCAGAAGACAUGAAAGAAGAUGCCGUUCUUUGUUGUUCCAUGGAGUUGCAGAGUACAGGCAAGCUUCUGGAAGAACAGUUACCAGAAAUGAUGGUAGAACUCCUAGCAAUAGUACGUGAUAAGAUGCUUUGCCCAACAGAGUCAGCACUGACACGGUCUCUUCUUCUUGAGGUUAUUGAGCUGCAUGCCAACAGCUGGAACCCUCUGACUCCUACUAUUGCACAGUACUACAAUAAGACAAUCCAGAAACUGACAGCAUGAACUAAAGAUAAAAAACAGAAGACAGAAAUAAAGGGAAGACGCUGUAAACCACCUGUUUUCUCUUAAAGGGGGAAGAAAGGAAUCUCAGAUCUUGCUGAUGAUACCCAGCAUGCUUAAGUAUUCAUUCGCGGUGAAGAGCAUUUCUGUUUUCAGUCAUGUGCCAAGCACCCUUUUGUGUGUUCCUUCUGUAAAUACUGAACAUAACUCUUUAAGCCAUGGACUUGUUUAUGUAAGAGAGCAUUCAGAGGAGGAUUUAAAGCCAGACUGAUAUUGUGUUUGUGAUUGUGUUGGCACAUACUGGACUGCUGUCAAGAAAUAACAUGUAGCAGAUAUCUUCAGAAGGCAAGAAAGGAUAUGGUCCACAAAGGCACUAAUGGCUGAUCAUUCAAGCAGUGCUGCUUGCACCUUUCCCCACAAAAACUAACCUUUGAAAUGUUUGAAACCUGAUUUAACUUAAUAUUAGUAAUGUUGCACGAGUUAUAUAUAUUUUUUAAAUUAUUUGCACAUUUUUUUUAUGGUGGAUGUCAUUGCUUUCAAAUGGAAAUGUUUGCUAACUUACACACACAAAAGUAGAAAAGCAGAUCAAAGCUGUAGAGAUUAAACUUACUAAGCGUGUAUUAGCUGAUCCCCAGAGUCAGACGAUCUUUAACAUUUUUAUGAAGAAAAUUCUUUUUAUAAUUGGGCUUGAAUGUCACUGCAAGAUUUCACUAAUAAUGGGAUGGUAUGUGGGAAAACAGAACGGUUUCAUUAUUACAGAAGCAAAUUGCCAAAUCAGACAUUGCAGAAAGUCUUGUUGCUGGCUUAAAUUGAGGACAAGUUUCUAGAAGCCAUGCUUCAUGCAAGGAAUGGUGUGAUUGUUGAAGUCAUGGAUUUCAUGGUUGUUGCUGCAGCUUCUUUUGGCUUCAGUCUAGGAUUUUAGGUGUAAUUUUCCUAGCUGCCAAAAUCUGUAACUUGAUGCUGAGACUAAGCAUAUUUAUAAGUUGAGGUAUGCAUUAUUUUUUAUAUAAAGGUGGAAGUUGGAGAACUGUUUAGCUAUCUAGCUAGGGUUUCAAGUAUUUAACAAUAUUGUUCCAUUACCAAGUAUUAUUAGUACAUUUUAUGGUGUUGUAUUUACUGCUUACUUUUUUCCUUUUUGUUUAGUCGUGUUUUUAAUGUAAGUCUCCUUUAGUGGUCUGUUACAUUGUAGUUUGGUGUUAGGUUGUGCAGUUCUCUGAACAAUCAGAAAAAGAAAUAUCACUGCCAAACCUUUACCUUAUUUGCUCAUUAGGUGCAACCAGGGAAUGUCAUAGUUUGUCCUUGCCACAGAUUGGAUAUUUACACUGCUGAAUUCUGGUGUUUUUGUAAAAAUCUGCAGAAUAGCAUAAGGGCUGUUUCCUUUUUAUGCGCACAGCAGUGGUGAUUCAUUAUGAAACUUUUUUGUGUUAAACUGGGUGAUAGUGGGUUGAAACAAACUAGUACAUGCUGGUCAGUUUUAAUAUUUGGUGACAGCAUUAAUAAUAUAAGGUCUACAUCAAAAAAACAACUGUUUUAAUUUUUGUGAAUUUGUUGCAGUACUUUAAUAUAUCAUAUGAAGUAUGCUUUAAUUACACAGUUGUUAAAUGAUGUUGCUAUUUCAUAAAGGGUAAACAUGGCUUAUUUUAUGGCUCUACAUGCAUUAGUGUACUCAGCUUCACGUAGAACUGGCACUAUUUGUGUAUUGAUAUUUGGCUUUGAGCAUGAGAGUUGUGCUUUAAAGUAAUUUUCUUUGUCACACAUUGGAUAGUGAUAAUUUAUUCUUUAUAUUAAGUAUCAUCUUGAUUUUUCAAACUGAUCUAAAAUUGCAUUUAGAUCUUCAGUCAUCGGUUCCCUUUUCUGUUGGCUGGGUUAAAACAUGAAUCUCUUAACCAUCACUUUUUUUUUGUCAGUCACUACUUAAUUUCAGUGUUUGUCAGGCAUCUAUUAUUUGUUUUAUAUACAAAGUGUGUCCUUGGUAAGGAGUUGCAGCCACUGCUUUCUGUCUGGUUCCAAGUUCUUGUGUAUCAGAAUAUAACGAACACACCAUUAUACUCAGUUUCAGAUUUAAUGUGUAACACCUUUUAUCACAGAUGAAAAGUUUAUUUGUUGUGACUCUGCUUCCUUUUAUGAAGAGCUCCAUUAAUGAUGCUUUCAAAACAGUUAAGGUGUCGAGUUAGUAUGAAAGAAAACCGAUUAAGCAGGUACACUUUGUUCUGAAACCACCAGUGAACUGACUAAUACAUGAUUUUCUGCAUCUUGCCCUCACAGAGGUUGGGACAGUUUUUGGAUUUUGUUAAACGAAACUUUGAGCCAGCACAUUUACAAGAAUAAAACAUUUCCCAUC
Molecule: messenger RNA, 4571 nt
Organism: Protopterus annectens (West African lungfish)
Lineage: Eukaryota; Metazoa; Chordata; Ceratodontiformes; Protopteridae
Gene: CTIF
Product: cap binding complex dependent translation initiation factor
Exons: 14
Coding region: 401-2233 (610 amino acids)
Biological process (GO): regulation of translational initiation
Cellular component (GO): cytosol
Molecular function (GO): translation activator activity; RNA binding; protein binding
Source: RefSeq, a predicted model, not a curated record